GGCACGCAGCUUGGCUUAAACUUACAUUGUUAUCCUAGUUCUCAACAUCGCUCGGGGUCUCCUCAACUUUUCCCGAACAAAACACAUUCGCUACGUGACGUUGUUAACACGGAAUCCACCCACUCAACGCAGGACAACUCCGAAACUCCACCGUAAACCACAAACUCCCGCUGGCACGCCCAUUCGACUGCAGACCCCAGAACGCCCCCCACCAGGACAACAAUGAGAGCGGCAAGGAGUCAGGGGCUAGGAAGUGGAACUGGACACAGGUGGCUCUUGGUUUGGAUGACGGUGCUGCUCCUGGUCGUCCCACCGCAUUUGGUCGACGGCCGCUACCUGCCGACAAGGUCGCAUGGCGACGAUUUGGACAAGUUGCGUGAACUGAUGCUGCAGAUUUUGGAGUUGAGCAAUGAGGACCCACAGCAGCAGCAGCAGCAGCAGCAACAGCAACAGCCACAGCAGCAACACCCACUGCUGCGUCUGCACAAUGAGGCCACCAGCAGCAACAGCAACAGCAACAUCAACAAUCCACGCGUGUCCAACGGCAACUCUAAUGCCGCCUGGCUGCAGAAACUGAGUGCCAUGGGUGCCCUGGAUGAAUUGGGCGGAGAUGGAGUCCAACGAUUUGGUUCCAACUAUGGCCGAUACUAAGCCAUCUGAGCCGAGAACACCUGACGACAACAGCAGCAACUUUGACAAGGGAAACGGAAACACGGGGCUGGGGGAAAACCAUGUUGCGAUUGAAAAUGUUUUGGGUCCGAGAAAAGGGAUAGUAGUGUCGGAAAUGUUCACAGGAUUAAAAUCCAAUUCAAACGAAAUCAAAGUGCGUGAAAAUGGACAAAUAAAUGGAGCAAAGGAUUCUUGUUCAAAGCCUACUUUGAAGUACUUUGAACAGACUUGUGCCUUUUUGGAAUGUUUAAAAGGACACUCUGUAAAAUCAAUUCAAGAAUGGGUUCUUUUAUGAAAUAACUUCAAGGUCCAUUUUUAUUCUGUAAAUGCAAAACAUACUUACAUUUAAUAUAAUUAUCUUAAAUUCUCUAGAAUCUUUUUAAAGCAAUUUUAUUAAGUUAAAGUGUAUUCACAAUUUACAUUUAUAUGUUUUUAAUAAUAUGUGGGACUACUUAAUUAUAAAGUAUUUCGUAUACCAACUAUUCCCGCCUAUUAUUUUUAAGAUUAAUUUAUUUAAUAACAUCAAACAUAUGUAUGUUCAAUAUUUAGCAAAUAAUUAACUAUUUAAAUUGCUAUUAGAAACAUGAACUUACAAGUCACCAAAAAUUCAAAAUGUUCAUAGAUACAUUUUUAAUUUCAACAUGGUUUCCACUUUACCCCAAACUGAAUCACUCUCAACGGUUUUAAAUACGAAACGAAAAACUGAAAAUAAAUUCAGAAUAAGACGAAACUGGAAAACUUGAAAGGACAAAAGCAGUUCCUAUGCUAGAACAAUAAUUUUUAAAAUCCUUUGGGUAAGCCCGAAGCGAAAAAUGUACCUAUAUGUAUGUACCUAUGUGUUGUAGAGCAACCCCGUCCCUCUGAAACAAACAAAACUCUGAACAAAAAAAGUGACCCUUUAAUGGUGUAGACUAAGUGCGGAUUUUCAACUUCUUUUUGCGCGGCCAAACAAGAGAUAAAAAAAUUAAAAGUACCAUAAAAUUGUAAAUAUUUUACCCCCAAAAACCCUUCCACUCCCGCCCCACGAACAAUAAUAACUGGAGUUUUAAUGGGCCCCCAAGGCUGACCGGGGCAUAUGAAGAUAUAUAGUAAAUGUAUUGUGUAUUUAUAAAUUAUACUACUCCCAACUAACCUCCACUAGCUGCGAUGGCCUCCGCUGGAAGAUGGGCCCAAGUUUAAUGCGAUUUCGGUUGAGACUUUAUGGCCAACAACAUGUCGAGGGAGAUAUAUACUUAUACUUAUACACACACUAUUUAAUUCGUACCUAUAUAUAAAUGUACAUUUAAUUGUUGUUAACUUACGUUAUCGUUAUUACUUAUGAUUCGCCGCAGAAGCAAAAAUAAAAGAAAUCAUUUUCAAUGCAA
Messenger RNA from Drosophila rhopaloa, 2033 nucleotides. RefSeq names its product nuclear transcription factor Y subunit gamma. Bases 223 to 651 code for a protein of 142 amino acids. NCBI's taxonomy places the organism in Eukaryota, Metazoa, Arthropoda, Insecta, Diptera, Drosophilidae. The record is from RefSeq and is a predicted model, not a curated record. The transcript is spliced from 3 exons.